Molecule: messenger RNA, 4197 nt
Organism: Protomyces lactucae-debilis
Lineage: Eukaryota; Fungi; Ascomycota; Taphrinomycetes; Taphrinales; Protomycetaceae
Product: phospholipid-transporting ATPase
Exons: 1
Coding region: 147-4028 (1293 amino acids)
Biological process (GO): phospholipid translocation; endocytic recycling; intracellular protein transport
Cellular component (GO): plasma membrane
Molecular function (GO): ATPase-coupled intramembrane lipid carrier activity; magnesium ion binding; ATP binding
Source: RefSeq, a predicted model, not a curated record
CCAAAACUACAGCACAAAGUCAUCCCUCGACUCCCUCCUCGUUGCAGGGCCCCUCCUCUCAGGGUCCGUCCGUGUCGCCGUCGCAGCAGCUUCACCUUCUGCUUGCCUUCAUCGCCUGCAAUCCCAACCAGCACGGCCCCAGAUAGAUGGUGGGCACGCGUCCCCGAGAGGCAGAUCUGUUCGCAGACGAGCCCUUGCCGCAGCACGCAUCGCGUCCCUAUGCCAAUGCAGCGUAUCAGGAGUCGCAGCAUUCUGUUGCAAGCGGAACGAACCCCUUUAGCAAUUACUAUGAGGAAGACUUGCUCAGUGACGACGAGCAGUUGCUGUAUGAGACAGACACGCCCAUGCGCCAUCAAGAACCUGGGCCGUACUAUGGCGAAGAGACGUAUGACGCGCGACAUCAACAAUCUACAUUAGGUUCACUCGUGGGCAAAGUCAAGGAUAAAGUAGGGUAUGGCACGGAACCAGCCCAUCUACCUUUGACAGAGCCAGGUGCACCACGCGCCGUGGAGUACGACGAGGCCCCCAGUACAGUCAGGAAGCGCAGCUUUGCAGACUUCUUCAAGCGCAAGCAAGUAGACCCAGCGACACUUGGUCCACGUCUCAUCCACGUCAACAAUCGAGCAGCGAAUGAUGCGAAUCGACAUCUUGACAACCACGUCAGUACGGCCAAGUACAAUGUCGCAACCUUCCUCCCAAAGUUCCUCAUGGAGCAGUUCUCAAAGUACGCCAAUUUGUUUUUCCUCUUCACCUCCAUCAUUCAGCAAAUUCCGAAUGUCUCGCCGACAAAUAGAUGGACUACCAUUGGCCCGCUGACGGUCGUGUUGAUUGUAUCGGCAAUUCGCGAAUUUGUGGAAGACCUGAAACGGCAUGGUCAGGAUAGAGAGCUCAAUCGGUCAGCGGCUCAAGUCAUGGUUGGCUCGGAAUUCGUGCACAAACGCUGGGUUGACAUCAAAGUCGGCGACACGGUGCGUGUUGCUUCAGAGGAAGCCUUUCCGGCAGAUUUACUACUCGUCUCGUCGUCUGAGCCAGAAGGACUCUGCUACAUUGAGACGGCCAACCUCGAUGGCGAAACCAAUCUCAAAAUCAAGCAAGCCCUGCCAGAAACGGCUCACCUUGUCAAUCCCGUCGAGCUGAGCCGCGUCCAAGGCAAAAUCAAGAGUGAGCAGCCGAACAACAGUCUGUAUACAUUUGAAGCAACCAUUACCAUGGACACGGGUGCUGGUAUGCGCGAAUUACCACUCAGUCCUGAUCAGCUCUUGUUGCGUGGUGCACAGCUCCGUAAUACACAGUGGAUCUAUGGCAUCGUCGUCUUUACUGGUCAUGAGACAAAGCUUAUGCGCAACGCCACCUCGACGCCCAUCAAGGUGACUGCAGUGGAAAAGAUGGUCAAUGUGCAAAUCGUCUUUCUAUUUACCAUAUUGAUUGUUCUUGCCGUCGUUUCUUCUGCUGGCUAUCUCAUCCUCAAUACAGUCAAGGGCACCCAGCUGAGCUACCUCGAUAUUUCCUCCACCAGCAAAGUCGGCGGCUUCUUCCUCAAUUUACUCACCUUUUGGAUUCUCUACUCCAACUUGGUGCCCAUCUCGCUCUUCGUGACGGUCGAGCUCUGCAAAUUUGUCCAAGCACAACUCAUCAGUGCCGACCUCGACAUGUAUUAUGCCGAAACAGACACUGCCGCGAACUGUCGCACGUCAAGUUUGGUGGAAGAGCUUGGUCAAAUUGAGUACAUCUUCUCGGACAAGACGGGUACCUUGACGCGCAACCAGAUGGAGUUUCGCCAAGUCUCUAUUGCUGGUGUUGCCUAUUCAGAAGUCGUUCCAGAAGACAACAAGGGACAUUUCGUCGAUGGUGAAGAGUUUGGCGUGUUUGACUUCAACACGCUCAAGCAAAACCUCGUGGAACACCCCUCGCGCGAGAUUAUGCAUCAUUUCCUGACACUGCUUGCGACUUGCCAUACCGUCAUUCCAGAGCAGAACAGCGAAAAACCUGGACAAAUCAAGUAUCAAGCUGCGUCCCCUGACGAGGGCGCUCUGGUACAGGGUGCCUGUGACCUUGGCUACAAAUUUGUUGCGCGACGUCCGAAAUCCGUGACGAUUGAGGUACAGGGCAAGGAACAUGAAUUCACGCUUCUCAACAUUUGUGAGUUCAAUUCAACUAGGAAGCGCAUGUCCACCAUCUUUCGGUGUCCAGACGGUCGUGUACGGCUCUAUUGUAAAGGUGCUGAUACUGUUAUUCUCGAGCGUUUACGUCAAGGCACACCCAACAUUGAGCGAACCUUACAGCAUCUUGAGGAAUACGCCACGGAUGGUCUCCGUACGCUCUGUCUAGCGUACCGGGAAAUUCCCGAGAGCGAGUACAGAGAGUGGGCGUCUGUGUUUGAAAAGGCGGCCACCACCAUCAACAAUCGUGCGGAUGAACUCGACAAGGCAGCAGAGUUGAUUGAGCGGGAUCUCACCUUGCUUGGUGCUUCCGCUAUUGAAGACAGAUUGCAGGAAGGCGUCCCGGAAACAAUUGCAACACUCCAGACCGCAGGCAUCAAAGUAUGGGUCUUGACCGGCGAUCGUCAGGAGACAGCCAUCAAUAUUGGUAUGAGUUGCAAGCUCAUUAGUGAAGAAAUGAUUCUCAUCAUUAUCAAUGAAGAAACCAAGGAGGCGACUCGAGAAGCGCUUGCAAGACGACUCCAUGCAUGCCGGUCGACGCCACAAUCUGAGCCGGAAGUGUUUGCUCUUGUCAUUGAUGGCAAGUCGCUUGGCUUUGCCCUUGAAAAGGACUUGGAGCGUGAAUUUCUGGAUUUGGCAGUCUUAUGCAAGGCAGUUGUUUGCUGUCGUGUGUCGCCGUUGCAGAAGGCGCUUGUUGUCAAGUUGGUCAAGAAGCACUUGAAGGCCAUUCUCCUUGCUAUUGGUGAUGGUGCCAACGAUGUCUCUAUGAUUCAAGCAGCGCACGUCGGUAUCGGUAUUUCUGGUAUGGAAGGUCUGCAAGCUGCAAGAAGUGCCGAUAUCGCUAUUGGCCAAUUCAGAUACCUUCGCAAACUGUUGCUUGUGCAUGGUGCAUGGAGCUACCAACGCUUGUCAAAGCUCAUCUUGUUUUCCUUUUACAAAAACAUCACGCUUUACAUGACGCAGUUCUGGUAUGCCUUUCAAAAUGGCUUCUCUGGACAAGUCAUUUAUGAGUCUUGGACCAUUUCACUAUACAACGUCCUCUUCACCGUCUUGCCGCCUAUCGUGAUGGGUGUCUUUGACCAAUUCAUUAGUGCGCGGCUUCUCGAUCGCUACCCACAGCUAUACAUGCUUGGUCAGAAAGGCAAGUUCUUCAAUCGUACUACAUUUUGGUCCUGGGUCGCCAAUGGCUUUUACCACUCACUCAUCAUCUACCUCGCUGGUGUUGCCAUCUUUCGAUAUGACGGUAUUGAGCGGGAUGGCGUUGUCGGUGGUCACUGGGUCUGGGGAACAACACUCUACACGGCAGUUCUUGCAACAGUCCUUGGCAAAGCGGCGCUCAUCACCAACUUGUGGACAAAGUGGACGUGGAUUGCAAUUCCUGGUUCGUUUGCCAUUUGGAUUGGCUGGCUUCCGCUGUAUGCGCUGAUUGCACCAGCCAUUGGCUUUUCAACCGAGUACACUGGCAUCAUCGGCCAUCUCUAUGCCAAUAUCGUCUUUUGGGCAACCGUCAUCCUCCUGCCUAUUGCCUGCUUGCUGCGAGACUUUUGUUGGAAGUACGUCAAGCGCAUGUACUACCCACAAUCCUAUCACCACAUUCAAGAGAUCCAAAAAUACAACGUUGCUGAUUAUCGUCCACGCAUGGAACAAUUUCAAAAAGCCAUUCGCAAAGUACGACAAGUCCAACGGAUGCGGAAACAGCGUGGCUAUGCGUUCUCUCAAGGUGAUGAAGGUGCUGCCAGAGUCGCUCGGGCGUAUGAUACGACGGCUGGUCGGGGUCGUUUUGGAGAGGUCUUGACGAGUACGCAGGCAGAGUCGCAGAAGCAGCAAUUAUCCAAGGGAGGUGUUGGCAUCCGCGAGUCGAAUCUUUAGUCUAUGAAUUGACUGUAUAUAGAAUGCAGAGCCUUCAUGAUGCAAGUCUUCUGAGAUCUGUAAAGUGACCGAGAAAGGAGAGAUGCUCUGCCAAUUUCUCUGAUUCUACUUGUUGCAUGAGCUGUGAGAGACGAGCAUCCUCCGAGGGGCCACCUUCAAAUUCAAUAAA